Molecule: messenger RNA, 2024 nt
Organism: Penaeus indicus
Lineage: Eukaryota; Metazoa; Arthropoda; Malacostraca; Decapoda; Penaeidae
Product: carbonic anhydrase-related protein 10-like
Exons: 8
Coding region: 1-969 (322 amino acids)
Molecular function (GO): carbonate dehydratase activity; zinc ion binding
Source: RefSeq, a predicted model, not a curated record
AUGGAGCUAUCAGUUGUGUUAGAGAGCCAAUAUGAUUUCUCUUUUAUUGGUAAAUACGGCUCGCGUUGUGUGCGCGCGCCGGGGACGGGAGGAAUUAUCCCGUGUCGCCCUCACGGCUGUCCUCUCGCCCUCGCCGCCGCGGGGCCGGUCGCCGGAGAGGGCCGCUGCUGGCGAGCCAAGUCCCAUACUACAACAACUAUGGAAAAGGACAAACUGGCAGCUCCCCCGGGCUCUGGGGCACUCCGAUUCGCCUUCCCUUUUGUGAGCGGAGUCAUCAACAACACGGGGCACAGUGUGGUGUUCACCCUGGGAGUCACAGGUCACCAUCACCCUAGUAUCAACGUGACGGGGGGUCCUCUGUCCUACCGGUACCAGGUCAGCCACGUGCAGGUCCACUUCGGAGCCGGAGAUCACAUCGGAUCCGAACACACCGUCAACGGCACCGCUUUCCCCGCAGAGCUUCAAGUCUACGGAUUCAACUCACAGUUAUUCAGUAACUUCUCAGAAGCUGUCAACCGUGCUCAUGGCGUGGUGGCUAUUUCUGUCCUUCUUCAGUUGGGAACCCAGGGGCACCCGGGGCUGCGGCCGCUGACGGAUGCGGUGCAGCGGGUGCGGUGGGCCGGGACCUCCUCGCUGGUGGAGCGCGUGAGCGUGCGCGCGCUCCUGCCCGACAGCCACCACUACAUCACCUACGACGGGUCCCUCACGCAGCCCCCCUGCCACGAGACCGUCACCUGGGUCCUCGUCAACCGCCCUGUCUACAUCACCAAGCAGCAGCUCCACGGCCUGCGUCAGAUACACCAGGGCAGCAAGGACGUACCAAAGGGCAAAAUGCUGAAUAACUACCGACCAACUCAGCAGCUGUAUCAUCGGCCGCUGCGAACGAACAUUGACUUCACCAACAGCAGGCAGCUGCACUGUCCCUCCAUGGCCCCGCAGAUGUAUUAUACAGCCAAUACGUGGAGGUAAUGACACACCAUUCGUAGUCAGCAACAGAAGGUUGUUGUGGUUGAACUGCCAAGGGGCUAUCAGCAAGCAGCAACACGCCGAAGUAGCUGAUACUUCAGCAGUCGUCAGGAACAAGGAGUGUUUCCUGAUACUUCGCCCGUCAGGGCCAAAUAGGAGCUCCUGACAGUUCAGCUGUAAUCAGGGACAAAAAAAAUAGUUCAUUACACUUCAGCAGUAGUCAGGAACAAGAUACGUUCCUGGCGCAUCAGCAGUAGUCAGGGACAAGCAGUAUCUCCUGACACUUUAGCAGUAGUCAGGAGCAAGAAGUCAGGAACAAGGUGGACAGUUUCUUCGCCAAAGCAUAGAAUGGACAAUUUGGCUGUGCUUGUUCGACUGCUUGAUUAGUGAUGCUCGCAAGAGAAACUCUUUCGUUACAUAGCCCAACGAGGACGCUAAGCUAUGGAAAACAAGUCUAGUGAGAUUACAGUGGAGUCGUGCUGUUGUCACGGUAGCGUUGUGAAUAGACUGCCGGUCCGUUCGCCAAAGGUUGUGCGUCGCAGGCCGAUUUAGUAUUACGCAUGGUGUACAAACGGUGCAGUGAACAAAGGGGGAUCUUCUGCAAUUUGUGUGCGAUCUGCUAUUCGCUCUCACACUCGCCCCGUACCUCUCCAUCACCUCUUUCGACGUUCACAAAAACAACAUAACAUCCACUACCAUUCUAACAUGCUCCAAACUUUAAACGUUAAUACACAAUAUCACUCCCUGCACUAUAUUAUACAGUCCCCUUCUCCACACAGGUAUCAUCAUCGCCAUAGCACAACUUCAACUACGGAUAGCCCCAACUAUUACGGUAUCUCCUUCACAUGACAUUUCCAUUCCCUGCUUCAUGCUCAUCCAAUUCCUAAAUUCUUCUUUCCAAAUAAAGAUCUAAAACCAUACUCUAUGCAUAGCCAUGAACUUACAUUCCCUUUCGCCAUAUCCAAUGGCAUUAACCGUAUUUUUUUCCUAUCAAAAAAGGUUUAUCCGUGAUAUUGGGUGACCCUCACAACGACAUCUAAUCAGACUUAAAAUAAACU